Cricetulus griseus (Chinese hamster) is the source of this 1666-nucleotide messenger RNA. Lineage: Eukaryota; Metazoa; Chordata; Mammalia; Rodentia; Cricetidae. The record is from RefSeq and is a predicted model, not a curated record.
UGGUUUUCAAUAGGCAGAGGGGUGGAGAGAUGGAUCCAACCAGCCGUAACUCUAGGUCCGGGGGAUCUGACACCCUCUCUGCCUUCCAUGGUCACUGCUCAAUGUGGUGUACAGAUUUACACGUCAGCAAAACACUCAUAGACAUCAAAGAAAAAUAAAUCUUUAGAUAGCGAAACAAAACAAACCCUAAGCCCAGAUCUACUAUUUGAGCCAAAAUCUGAUAACUCUCUCAGUGGGUCUCAUUCUCCUUCCUUCUCUUUUUCUUCCCUUCUUUUCUUGCUCAUAAAAUAAUAGUUGUCUAGGAUAUGUAUGGUGGUUUGAAUAAGAAUGCCCCCCCAAUUGGCUCCUUACUUGAAUGUUUAGUCACCAGGGAGUGGCACUAUUUGAAAGGAUUAAAAGGAUUAAGUGGUAUGGCCUGGUUGGAGGAAGUGUGUUACUGGGGGUGGCCUAUGAGGUUUCAAAUAUCCAUGCCAGGUUUUAAAUAUCCACCCAGGCUCUCUUUCUGCUUACAGAUAAGGAUGCAGAACUUUCAGUAACUUCUCCAGCACCGUGUCUGCCUGCAUGCUGCCAUGCUCCCGGUCAUGAUAAUGGACAAUGUGUGAGGCCCUAGAGUAAACAAUAAAAGCAGAGCAUAACCCUCAGAAUAGCUGCAAAGAAGACUGUGAGACCAGACCAGCUGCCUGGAAGAAACAGAAACCUACUGAGCUGCAAGAGGCUUAGAUCAACCUGGAAAGGACACUCUCCAACAUGUUGAGCUGCCCGUUGAGCUGUGCCCAGCUUUGUGAGCUGUCACCCGUGCUGGAAGGACAUGUCAGAGGCAAGACUCAUGGCCAGAGACCUCAUCAUCAAGACUGUCCUGCAUGACCAGGUGCCCCGACCUCCAGUGGCUCCUGGGGCUCCCAGCAUGAAGGAGCCUGUGGAGGAAGAAAACAGUUCUAUGAGAGACUUGGACCUCGUGGAGUGCCUGGAGAACAGAAACCAAGUGGCCCUGAGGCUGGCCUACAUUGGUGAUGAGAUGGACCUGUGUCUUCGGGGGGCCCGUCUGGCCCAGCUGCCUGGGAUUGCCAUGCACAGACUCGCUGUCAACUACAGCCAGACGGGUGCCAGGGGGAUUUUCAGAAGCCUGAUUCGAGGCCUCACCAACCUCAGGGAAAAAAUCUGGUCCUGGAGAGUCCUGACUCCUGGUACCUGGGUGUCACCUGACCAGGCCCGAGGACAGCUGUUUCCCAUGGUGCUGUUGGUCCUCUUGCUGCUGGGGGAGGCCUUGCAUUUGCAGCUUCAGUGAAGCCCAGCAGGGGCAGGGCUGGCCCCUGCUCCUCAACCACCCCCUAGAGGUGCCGGCACCCUAACUGUGGUGUUUUCUAACUGUCCCUUUUUUUUAUAUUUAACUCAGGAUAGUGCUGAGAUUUCAUACACAUUUUCUGGGUUUUUGUAAGGCAAAUGAAUUCACUAUAGCUCAGGGGCAUUACUGGCUAAAUGCCCCUGAGGCCUGGCUGGCCCCUCUCUUGACCCCUGCCUGCCUUUUCUCUGCAGGCUGGUCCUGUGGCCACCAGUGGGGGGGAGUGCUGGCCACACCCCUGGCUUGUGAAGCCUUGAGGCACAGAAUCUACUGGACUAGAUUCCUUGGGGUGGAGAGUUCAAUAAAGUGAAUCAAGUGUUGUUUCCA